Gregarina niphandrodes is the source of this 7887-nucleotide messenger RNA. Its product is annotated as putative transmembrane protein. The record is from RefSeq and is a predicted model, not a curated record. NCBI's taxonomy places the organism in Eukaryota, Apicomplexa, Conoidasida, Eugregarinorida, Gregarinidae. The coding region runs from base 1 to 7887 and encodes 2628 amino acids. The transcript has 2 exons.
AUGGCACUCACUUCUAACCGGCCGCACGCUCGCACGACGGCGCUGAACUUUGAAACGGGCGUGCAGCCGCCGCCGCCGCCCUGCCGUGUCACAGACACCGAUCCGCGCCCCGACUGGCUACAACUCGUCCUCUCUUGCCACCAGCCACUCCACGGAUCGAAUCCCGCCAAUGCCGCUGACUCCACAAACACAGAAAUAAACUGGGCCACCGCCGAAUUGGCCGUGUUCCUGCAUCCAGUGACAGCCGAGAACGCUACCUUCCUCGGACUCAAGACCGAACCCGUCUUCUUCGCAGCCGGGCCAAUCUAUAUCCCGCAGCACGCAACACUCUUCUUUCAAACUCACAAUAAACGAGUCCUCGAACCCGCAAGACUCAAGCUCCAACUCGCCCCGGACGAGGCCCGACCACUCGCCCUCGACCGCACCCCCAACCGGGUAGCCGGCCUCCGUCUCCGCAGACCCGCCUGGGCCAGCUCUCCCUCCUGGAUCACCACGCCCUCUUGGGCCACCGCCCCUGACCCCGCGGGUGGGCUUGACCUGGGUCGCCCGGAACUGAGUCGCUCGACUCACCUUCGUCACCCGGACCCCGACCACCUGGCUUCCUCAAAUCUCGACCACCCUCCCCGCCCAGAACCCGACCACUCCGAUCUGGAGGCGGACCCAACACCCAACGUGCAGUUUGCGCUGGAAGUGCAAGACUACGCCCCAUCACCCGCCGUGGCGGCUGUGGAGAUGGGGGGCGAGUUGCUGGUAUUCCAGCCGUGCAGUGCGCCUGCGGUGACAGGUGUUUCUUUUGAUGGCGAACGGGUGGUGGCUCGGGGUGUCCGACGCUCAGGUGCGCGUUGUUUCUUCGCAGCUACAUUGCCAGGGGGCCGCGCGCCUGGUGAGGCGGACGUGUUGGCGGCCGGAGAAGCAUUGCAGUCGCGAAUCGUUAAGCGUUUUGCGCCCUACAACGCGCACGUGCCGCGCGUCGUCGCACAAAUCGCACACGUGCGUGUUGCCGACUAUCCCAACCUACGCUGGGCCAUCCCCGUUGACCAGGACCAGCUGCCCCUCCUCCCGCCCUCCCGGGCCCGUGUCGGACGCGGCAUCGUCGUCCGCGACUUCGACAGGACGGAAUACGAGCCGGAAGACCACGACCACGACUACCCGGACCUAGGCCUAGACCAAAACCUAGACUACCAUCUAGAGAGCGACCGAAUGGGCCUGGGGGAUGACCAGCUCGGUCAGGAACGGAAUUACUUCUUGGUUGAUGCGCAAGAGGAAGUCCACUUUUGUCGCGGCGUGGGGACGAGCAGUCUGGCUCCUUACGCGGACCUGGCGGCGGAUGCAACUGCGCCGUCGCCGGAGGGCCCGGAGGCUGCACUGGCAGCGUACUUAACCCGACGACUAGCGGGCAGUUGCGAAGAUGUGCGACAGGGACUGGUGGCGCUGCUCACGCGCGAGCGCGGUGUCGGGUAUCUGGCGCACGUGGAGCCGGAGCCGACGCGAUGGCUGGGCCAUCUCGGUCUGGGACUGCCCGCAGCCGCCCACACGCGUCUGCAGGAGUGUCUGCCGCGUCUGGCUGUGCACCAGUCGAACGAGGAGUCGAGCGAUUCGAAGGGGGACUUGGAUUCGAACGCGGGACUGGCGGGUUCCGAGUCAGUGGUGGGAACCGAAUCGACUACUGGCGCCGAGCUGACAGCGACGGUAUGGCUGCACAACCGGCAGGAGCGGUACUGGGUGGAGGAGCGGCGUUGUCAGCUGGACGCCGUGGAUUUGGGGUUGGCUCGGCGCGCGUUCUAUCUCGCGGUUUUGCGGGACCCGGUUUUCGAGCCGCGCGAACUUGUGCGGUGGCUGUCGCUGUUGAACCUGCCCGCGUGUCUGCGCCGUCUCGCUCUAGUUCGUGCGCCCGCCGGGGGUUGGACCUGGGCUACUUGGGACGCCUGGCUCGAGAACACACGCCUGGCCGACUUCGACCGGAGAUCGGACUCCGGACCGGACACACCCGCGUUCGAAUCCGAUCCAGGGAGCGACGAGCCAACUGCUGUACUCUGUGGGCGGCACAUCGAACGCCUCCACUACCUUGGCCAACCUACUCACGCCGUGCGCCUCCGAGUCCGCAGCCACUCACGUGUGCAACUUGUCGACUGCUCCCUUGACCUCUUCCUGCCCCUCACCUCCCUCGGCCCCCUUGAACCCGUCUCGGAUGAGCCGGAAGUCCGGCUCUUAGACAACUCUGGACUUACGGACGACUCCGAACUUAUGGACGACUCCGAACUUAGGGACGACUCCGGCCUGCUCGCGGGUGACCCGGCCGCGGAAUGGAACGUGGGCACGUUGUACGAUCCCUGGCGUCGCGGCUACGUGCUGCAGGCCGAGCUCUCACCCGCGCUCUGGUCGCUCCUCGCACUGCCGCCGGCCGCGACAGCCUCCACCGCCCUCGCCAACAGCCGCGCCUUCCACACCGUCAAGGACCUGCGUCUUCGCUCACAUGAGCUCCGUCUCAUCCGUCUAGACCCCGACCAAACCGACCUCGAGACUGGCGAGACAGAGACCACCGGAACUCAAACCACGACCACCCCAGUCGCGACCAUCCCCGUCGCGACCACCUUAGCCACCACCACGACCACUUCCACUGUGGCCGCGCGGCGGUUGUUGGAGCAAUCCCCGAACGGCGCCACGUUGUAUGCCGUACGUCGUGGCGGGUCAGGUGGUUUGGUUGUGGCAACGCGGCGCGCGACAGGCGACUGCAGUUCAUUCGUGCACUCUCCGCUCACGGUGGCGGCGGAAGCGUGUGUGGCACUGCCCCACGCGCUGCUCUUCCCGCGGGAUCUAGGCCGGGGUUCGGCACUGAUCACACGCACGGGCGAGCUGGUCCCCAUCCACCAGUCACCGGGCCCAGUCCCGGUGACGAUAUCCGCCGACCGCAACCCUCCCUCCCCGGAAGAAACGUUGUUUUCGAGAUCGUUGGGACUGCCGGUGUGUUUCCCGGCUGUGGCAUCACUGUGGACGAACGCGUUGACGGGUCCUAUAUGUCUUACACAUCUGGGACACGCGGCGGCGCACACGGUGCUCUGUUGCGAGGCGGCGUCGCGGCCGCCGGGCGCGUUGUUGCCACCAGCGCCGGCGCUGGCACACGCGGCGGUGGCGGCGCCCGCGGGGCCGAGUGCGCAGCCUGCGCUCUAUCUCUUCCCCGCGGCGCGCGGUCGUGGGGCGUUGGCGCUCUCGAGACCCGAGCCGCGACUUGUGCGCCUCACCUUCCACGGCGCGCGUCCGCACUCGGAACCCGCAACCCGCGCGUUCGACGCCCUCGGCCGCCCACUCGCCCUUUCCACCCUACGUCCGGUUGAAGAAUCCUGCUCCGUCGUCGGCGCCACCACCCUCCAGGCCACCACCGACGGAGACGUCGCUCUCCUCGAAUACAAUGGCCUCAAAAUGCGCUGGACUGACGUUCUAAACACGUCCGCCAUCUUAGCGUCAUCUUGGUCCUCCUCCUGGACCGACAACACCCUUCUCUGGACCCCCGCCCUACAGAGGCCCGCCCCAUCCGGUCCCGCCCCAUCCGGUCCCGCCCUACAAGGUCCCUCGGGACUCCGGUUCGGGACCCACGGCAAUGUGUGUGGGUUCGAAUCUUGCGUGGCGCAGUUAUGGUGUCCCGUCUGCGAAGUCGACCUCAGCACUGCCCUCGCCGCCACCCGCACACGUCUGGCAACCCCCGCCGAUCUGGAUCGCUGGUUUUGCGCCACCCGCACGUACCCAAACCCAACCUUCCAAUCCAGUCCUGACCCACUGGGCCAGGCCCCACGGGCCGGCCAGGACCCACGGACCGGCCAGGACCCACGGACCGGCCAGGACAUACGGAGCUACGACCAGGACCUCAAGAUGUUGCUCCAGAGCCCGGUCGUGCUCUCCUGCGGUACGGAGCCGGAGACACUCGCGUUCCGGCUGCUGCAGGAUUUCCUCGGUCUCCGGCCCGACGGCACGUUCCGGUCGGUGCAGGGCCUUGCCAAUUACCUCGCCCUGCUCGCCGCGACCUCCGACAAGCCUGGUUCUGACAAAACCACUUCCGUCAAACCUGGCGCUUCCGUUCAACCUAGCGGGUCGCAGUUCGUAGCAAAGUUGAUGCGGCACAUGCCGCGGUUGAGUGACUACGACGAGGCGGCGGAGCUGGCGGUGAUUCUUCAAAAGUUCGAGACCGAUGCGGUUUCGUUGGAAGGUCCCGGUUGGACGUUCGCCGCCGGCGUGUUGCACUGGACCUCACCGCCCACCAGUCGUGCGGAACUCCGCGCGGCUGUGCGCUCCACACACCCUACGGAGGUUAAUACCGCUUUCUUGUUCGGACCUGUUUGGGCCGACCUGGCUUCCGUUCCAGGGCUACUAGGCCCCGCUUCGAAUGCCGUCUCCGGUUCGAAUGCCGUCUCCGGUUCGAAUGCCGUCUCCGGUUCGAAUGCCGUCUCGGGUUCGAAUGCUGUCUCGGGUUCGGGUGCCGCGGUUACUGUGCCUGAGUGGGUGUUGCAGUUGCACAGCGACGUCGGGGGUGUGGCAAUAAACCCCGCGUCGGCGUAUGUCCGGCCAGUGUAUCACACGUCUGCGGGGUGGGCGUUCGGUGGUCCGGGUUCGGCGGCACUGUACUACGACCUGUACGCGAUUUUGAGCGAGUUAUAUCCAGGUCGUUAUCCGAGUCGUGAGCGGUUGGCGCAGUCUGGUGCACUGGGGCCGGUGACGUUGUUGGUUUUGAUUGCGGGUGGUCUUUGGUUACAGGAACACCGUGCGCAUAAGGCCUUGGCCCAGGUCUGGGCCGAGGAAGACGACGACGAACCACCCUUUGGUGUAGAACCAAGUACGUCAAUAGAGUCUGAACCGGUGGUGGUGCAUCCGGUGAAAUGGAGUGCGGAAUCGUCAAUGCGGGAUGCGCUACAGCCACGACGACGGACGCUGUUGGUGAGACUAGGUCAGUGGUUGACCCCACGGGCAGCCGUGUGGCGAUUGGCCACGACUGUGGAAAGAAAGUUGUGGGUAUUUGCCGACCCGGAAGAGGAAGAUUAUUAUGAAUACCUUUGUUUCGAGCAGGGUGCCGAUUGGACACAGCUUCCUUCGAAUUUGGUGGCAACGCUGCGGGCGGAUCAGACUCCGUUAUGCCAUGGCGCGCAACUCCUCGCACUCGAACGCGAUGCACGCACUGUGCGUCGCACACUAUUACGCACACUCGCACAUUCGAGCGCACCCGACCGCCGCGACCAACUCGCCCUACAACUGCAUAUCCACGCUCAGGCCUUCCGCAGAGCCACCAGUCUCCGCGUCAGCAAACUCCUCCUCCAGGCUCUCUCACACACACAUGUGUCCUUUCACCACACAGAAGGCGUGCCGCGCACCCACGCUGGUGGGCCGCACAUCCGCACUGGUGUGGGUGUGAUGUACAAGAGAAAGGAGAAGGAGUGGGCCCGGGUGUCGACGGCGGCCAGUUCGACAGUAGGGCGCGGGUUUACUGCAGGCGAAGCACCGUGGGACGUGUUGCCGUUAGCACACGUGAAGCUAGGCGUGCGUCGUGAAGGCGAAGAAGAGGUGCGCAGUUGCGUGGCCUGGCUCGGGCCAGACCAGACCGAGUUGCUGGCCGUUCCCGAAAGCGAGCUGGUAAAAUUGGCUGACCCUCUGGCACCACUAGGACCCGACACUGCCGGACUGUGGCUUGCCGCCCUCGACGGCUUCUUCUCACUACCCGUCGUCUCCAUUCAGACGCAGAUGAUGACCUACGCCGCCGGUGACACCAAUUGUCUUCGCAUCGCCACCGACCUCUCCACCUACCUACCUGCUUUGUCAACGACCACCACUGACCAAGUGGUGUACGUAUACGCUUCGGGAGAGGACCUGCUGCAACUCGAAUCCUGGCUACACCGUACGCACGAAACGACAAUCAUGAAACUUGCCGACGCCCUCGACCUCGCCGUCCCAACAGCUGGCGAUCUUACCGGCAACCUGGCGGCCUCCCAUCUAGGGGGGCCGGCUCCCGACCCGGGCUACACGUCGGCGGUGGCGGAGUUGUUAGCGAACCCGAUCGGCGCGUUGUGUCGACUCGCCGUCCCGGCGGACGAACCCACGUGUUUUGGUCCUGUGCCGUUCCACGCCUGCCCAGCGCUCGUCGACGAGCAGGCGCUGACCAACGUCUGGCUCGCGCCCGAUGGACUCCGUCUGCAGGUGCACAAAGGCGCCGCUGAGUCCGACCUCGACCCGCGCACCACCGACGUUACGCCAGUCAACCUCAGCUGCACCCGCGACCUCGAUCUCACAGCCGUCCGUCCCGGCUGCUUCCACCCCGAUUCGAACCCACGACCAGAGUUCACGCGACCACCAGAGUUCACACGACCACCAGAGUUCACACGACCGCCAGAGUUCGCACGACCGCCAGAGUUCGCACGCUCAGAGUUCGCGCUGCCGCCAGAACUCCACCCGGCGUUCACCACCCAGCCUUGCAUGUCUGGACAGAGCUUCGGCUGCCCGCCACGACCGCCCGGCUCUGACGUAUUCGCCCACGGCGACGUCUUCACCGGCCCCAGUUACGACGACCGGCUCGGGGGUUACGACCGAUGCGAGGGCGAGAGCUACGACGGAUGCGGUCCCCGUUACGGUCCCGGUUACGACGACGGGGAUGUGGCGGGUCCGGUAGGCGGCUUGUUUGACUUUCUGCCUCUGCCGGACCCGACGGAGUUGCACUGUGGGGGAUGGUCACCAGGAGCGGGCGAGCACUGGACGCCGCUGCCGUUCGCGGCCGUGGCGGGGGUGGACUUGGUCGCGGCCCCCGAGCCUCCGGCGACGGCCGAUGCGUUGCGUCGUCUGUACUGCCACGCACUCGAACUAAGGCUUUAUUCCGGCGAGCGUUUGCUCCUUGCCUUCGGCAGCAGCCUUCUUGCUCGCCAGGCCUACCUGACCCUCGCGGACCGCGUCCAGGCCGAAGGACGGACGGAAGGGCACGACUGGAACCGAGUUGGGUUAUCAGAUACCCGAGUGGGGUCGUCACCGUUACCGAACGCGGAGUUGAAGGUGAACCGGCACGAGAUGUUAACGUCCCUGGGGCUGAAUCGGAUGUUGUUGGAGAAGGCGAGUCGAGUGCAGCGUGCUCGUGCGCAGCCCCUCGUGCUGUGGACGUUUUUGGUGGGAACGACGCUGCCGAUGGUGCGCACGGUGUUUCUGGCCUUCACGACGGGACACGUAUUGCUGUGGCUGGCGCUCUGGGGUUUCGGUCUCGAACGCCGAGCAGCCUGGCUCGCUCUUCCCGCGACCGCGCUGCUGCUCUGGGCCCUGGACGACGCCACGCUCGCCGCUAAUGACGUUCCCCUCCACUCUCUCGCGCCCGAAACAGUGGGCACCCGCACCUGGGCCAACGGUCUGGCGACCAAUAGUAUGGCCUCCGUUUUGACGAGCAACUCUUUGCCUGGUUGGGUGGUGGAGUUGAACUACCACCGAUUCCGUCGACGCGGAUUGCAGGCGGUCCAGUUGGUCGUGUUGGCGGCGAGUGCCGGCGCACUGGCUUUCGUGCAUGUGUGGAGCCGUUGGCGAGUCCAUUGGCGCUUCCUGCUCGCGGUGCUGCUCCUGCACAAGGCCGUGUGGCCGGCCGUGCGCUUCUUUCAUACACUCGCCGUCCUCCACGGCUACCGCCUCGGCCAACAAGCCGCCUUCCGCCACGCCGUUAACGCCUUCGGACCCAUUCGCUUCGCCGCGCCACCAUUGCCCUGUGCUGCCCGCACCCACCCUCACAUCCCCCACACAUCCCACGUCCCCACACCCCACACAUCCCACGUCCACACCGACUGGGACGCACGCAGCGAACCCGCACACGAACCGACUGACCCCCAACUCAAUUUUGUCGCCAGUCUCUACUCACUAACCUGCACCAAUGCCUUAGUAGCUUAG